This is a messenger RNA of Tarenaya hassleriana, 1963 nucleotides long. RefSeq names its product ethylene-responsive transcription factor ERF119. Gene Ontology annotation, biological process: regulation of DNA-templated transcription. The record is from RefSeq and is a predicted model, not a curated record. The transcript is spliced from 2 exons. The coding region runs from base 858 to 1703 and encodes 281 amino acids. NCBI's taxonomy places the organism in Eukaryota, Viridiplantae, Streptophyta, Magnoliopsida, Brassicales, Cleomaceae. Gene Ontology annotation, molecular function: DNA binding; DNA-binding transcription factor activity.
ACUGUAAUUUUUCAAGCUCAACACCCAAAACACUGAAUGCAUGAAGGGUCUGUGAUGAAGAAUACAGAGUCCGGGAAGAGAUUAAAAAAAGUGUUUUUUUUUUUUAAAGAAAAAGGAGAAAUCUUAAGAGAUUGUUUUUUUGGAGGGUCGUCUGAUUGAUUUAUCGAGGAGGGAUUUCUUUUAAAUUACAUGGAGAUGUGCGCUUGAUCCAUCGUUUUUACAUCCUCAGACUUCUCGGGUUCCUCAAUCUACUUGUUUUUUUUGUUCUUCUGCGGAAAAAUCGAUAAUAACCGACCGGUGUUUGGCCAUGUUGUGGAGCGUGGAAAAUCGGGACCGUAGAUUUGUCAUCCGAUUCCGAUUCUAACUUUAUCUUCUUCUGAUUCUAUAUCUACCAGUAUCUCAGCUACCCUUUUCGCUUUUGGGAAGCGAGCGAGAGAGAGAGAGGGCUCCGGAGAGAACACGGAGUCGCCGGCGAGCGGAUUUCUGUCGGAAGUGUCUUGUCGGAAUUCGAUCGAAGCUCCGGCGACUCUCUGUGUUUUCGUUCCCUUUGUCUCUGUCUUCUACUGCUCCCUCCUCAUCUUCAUCGCUCUCUCUUCUGGUUGGAGCAGCGGUUAACUCCGGCGGCUGCAUCAGUUUCCAUGCGCUUAAUGCCGAAAAGGACUUGUUCAGGAGUAGAGAUUUUUGGAGGAUUUCUUCAAAUUGAUUCGCAGUUGAUUCCUCCACCGGAUUUUUCUUUCCAGUUUUGUUGAUCAAAUCUCUCUCUCUCUCUCUCUCUGGCCAUCUGAACCAAUAAAUCGUUCAGUGAGUGAAUCCCUCCGAUAAACCCUUCCCGGUUUGUUGUCUGAAGGCCAAAAAAGAUGACGAGGAAGAUACGUAUCGUUGUGAAUGAUCCUUACGCCACCGACUGUUCCUCGAGCGAAGAUGAGAUGAUGGGCCGGGAGAAAGUUCCGAAAUUGAAACGUCUUGUUCGUGAGAUCAACCUUCCCAUCUAUCAAGCUGCUCUGUCAGAACCCCAAGCUUCAUCUUGUCGGGGUGGAACCAAACCCAAAACUCCAACUUGGAACAAGAAGUCGCCGAGCAAAAUCUCUCGGGAGAGACGAUCUGGUGGAGUCUCGAAGCCAAUAGGAGUGAGGCAGAGGAAAUGGGGGAAAUGGGCCGCUGAGAUUAGACACCCAAUCACAAAAGCUCGAACUUGGUUGGGAACUUAUCAGACACUGGAGGAAGCAGCCAAUGCCUAUGCUUCUAAAAAGCUCGAGUUUGAUAGCUUGGCAUCUGGUCAAAACCCUAACCUUGGUGAAAGCUCACUGUCGAAUUCAAAUGCUUCCCAUGAAUCAGAUUCUUUGGCCUCAGCCUCAGCCUCAGCUUCAAGGUCCAACGAUGUCGAUUGCAUUAAAAAGGCAGCGGCGGCUUCCGAACCUGGUGAAUUGAUCAAAGGAGCGUUUGAUUUCAACUUCGCAGAUGUGCAGAUUCCAGAACUGGGCAGCUUCAUGGACGAGCCUCUGCUCUCAAAUGCUUCUUCUGAGCUUGAGUUUCUCUUCAUGGAAGAGAGUGGUCAUUUCUUGGAUGAUUACUGCUGCAUUUAUGAUGAUGAUGAUCAUCAUAUGGACAUGCCAAAGCGCGAUUUCUCCGACAUUGAGAUCGAUCUCUCCGAUCACAAGUUGAACCCCCUCGAUAUCGCAUGCCCCAUAAGUUUUUGCAGUUAGGCUUUAGUUUGUACUCUGUUCUAUGUUAUUACAGCUUUUGUUUUUACAUAUACAGCAGGAACCAUGAAGACUGGUUCAUAGGGACAAAGCGGUUUUGUUCACUUAUGUUGUGUUUUUGUUAAAGUUAUGUUCGAGUUUGAGAGAUAUUACAUGUUCAUCUUUGUAAGGAUUUUGCCUUUUUCUUGAGGUUAUAAUAUGAACCCUGUAAAACCAUUUUGUUAGGGUUUAGGGUUUUGUCUUAAUUUUGGGUUUUGAUAUUA